ACGAAAUUCUUAAUAUUUAUUUGUGCUACUUUCCUUCAGCACUUACGCAAAUUGCAUUAAUUUUCACCCACUGUUUAAGAAGUGCAAGUCAAUCGAGACAUGCCUGCGACGGGCGAAAGCUUGAAGGACAUAGCCGUGCGCAUGAACAGAGAGGCAGGGGAGAUACACCGUCAAUCAGCUGGUGGUCAGUGUAAAGAGAGUACGCUAAUACUGUUAGGGAGCAAAGACGUCGGAAAGUCUUCGCUCGUACAUAGGUUUUUGGACAGGGAUGAGCCGGCGAAACAGACGCUGGCACUGGAGUACACGUUUGGCAGGAAGGCCGGAAGGAGCCUGGUGAAAGACGUGUGCCACAUUUGGGAACUGGGCGGCGGGACAAUGUAUCCAUCACUGCUGGCAACCCCUCUAGCAGCAGCUGGGCGCAAUUUGUCACAAGUCACAGUCGUGCUCAUGCUGGACUUGUCUGCUUUGAACCAGUUGUGGUUCACCAUGGAAACACUACUGCAAAGUAUUCUUACUAUUUUGAGGGCACACUGCAGCCAAGACCAGAUGAACUCCCUACAGGAGCUAGCAUGGGCCCGCAUAGGUUACGAUAACCCAGACAAAGAUUUAAUGGAUCCUUUCCCUUGCUCUUUGGUGAUCCUUGGUGGCAAGUACGAUGUUUUUCAGGACUUUGAUUCUGAGAAAAAAAAGAUAGUCUGUCGCUGUCUGCGAUAUGUUGCCCAUACUUUAGGUGCAUCAUUGCAGUUUUACAGUGUUAAAGAUGCAGGCUUGGUGAAAAAAGCAAAAGAUCUUUUAAGUCAUCACGGGUUUGGAUCUGCAGCAGUUAAAAGCAUAUCUCAGGAUCACAACAAACCCUUGCUCAUUCCUGCUGGAUCGGACUCCAUGGAGCGUAUUGGUGGGGUAGGAACUUCUCAAAUCAUUUCCAUUAAUAAAGGGCCUGGUGCUGCUCUUGAUAGGUGGAAACAUAUAUUCACAAAGCAUUUUCCACAAGAAGUAACUGAGAAGUCCGUUAUUCCUGACGAUCCAGCUCACGACAUCAAUUUCAAGGAGGCUAUUAUUGAUUCACUGAGAGCUCAAAGAGAUGACGAACUUGAUAGGUUCCGCAGAGAAGCGGAAAGUCGACAUAAAUACUUAUCUCAUCUUGAGCUGGAUUACUGAGCACAAUAUAAUCAGGGUGUCUACUGACCCUGGAAAACCUGGAAAUAU
Messenger RNA from Bacillus rossius redtenbacheri, 1206 nucleotides. RefSeq names its product cytoplasmic dynein 2 light intermediate chain 1. Lineage: Eukaryota; Metazoa; Arthropoda; Insecta; Phasmatodea; Bacillidae. Gene Ontology annotation, biological process: intraciliary transport involved in cilium assembly; intraciliary retrograde transport. The record is from RefSeq and is a predicted model, not a curated record. Gene Ontology annotation, cellular component: ciliary basal body; axoneme; cytoplasmic dynein complex. Gene Ontology annotation, molecular function: dynein heavy chain binding. The coding region runs from base 100 to 1158 and encodes 352 amino acids. The transcript has a single exon.